This is a messenger RNA of Callorhinchus milii (elephant shark), 696 nucleotides long. Its product is annotated as tapasin-related protein-like. The transcript has 3 exons. The coding region runs from base 1 to 696 and encodes 231 amino acids. Lineage: Eukaryota; Metazoa; Chordata; Chondrichthyes; Chimaeriformes; Callorhinchidae. The record is from RefSeq and is a predicted model, not a curated record.
AUGAUUUUGAAACAGAUUGUGUUUCUGUACCUAGUAAUUCUCACUAUUGGCACAGUUGCCGCCAAUGCUCGCCUCACAGUGACCCAAACCCUUGAAAGCCCUAUUGCGAUCGUAGCUGCCAACGUUACCUUCAGAUGCAUUUUCUCCCCUUCUGAUAAUUCUGCUGUGACUGUUGAGUGGUGGAAACUGGGCGAGAAUGAGUUUCUCCAGCCGGGCUCAGACAGCAGGAAACGGUUCCUUACCCAGAGUGGGGAAGCUUCCCUUCAGCUCCUGAGUGUCAACCUCCAGGACUCAGCAGCCUAUUACUGUGGAGUGAGAUAUCGAGGAAGAGGAAUGACAAAUGGAACUGGAUCAUCACUGGUUGUUCAUGCUCCCCCGAUGCAACCUAACAUCGUGUCUGAUGGGAACUCGACCACUUCUCUGACUCUAGUUUGUGAAACGGAUGGGUUUUACCCAGAGGAUAUCAGUGUCACUUGGUAUAAAGAUGAUAAGAAUGUUUUCACUGUAAAUAAAAGAAAGCAGCUUGGGAGAGAUGGGAGAGGUUAUCAAGUUUCGAGCUCCUUGGAAGAGACACAGCCCGUGAGGAGUGGGGCUGUUUACAUCUGUGUGGUAUCUCACCUAAGCCUCAAGUCUCCAAUCAUCGCUAUUUACUCUGUUCCUGUUUCUAAACAAGGUACGAUUGUUUUAUUUCUCUAA